UUCACCCCUAACCACCCUGCAAAUAUAUUGCGCUUCCUAUACAGCUGUCUCUGACAAGAUUCUGCUCCUCAAUGCGCUCUUAUCAACAUCACUAGUACAAGAUGGCUAGCUUCAGCUGCUCAAAAUGUAGACUUCCCAUCAGCCUUGCUCCAGAAUUAGCAGACCCCUCCACCACCUCCUUCAAUCUCCUCCAACAGGCUACACCUACACCGAGACCUCAAUCCGGCGCACGCGCGUAUCCACCAUCACGCAAUCAAUUUUUACAAGAAUCUAUUGCAGAAUCAACCUUGAUGCUACGAGGUGGCGAUCAUACAAACGAAGCGUCGUCUCGUGUACGGCGUUAUGGAUCUCCAGGAAUCCCAAUCAUCACACAAAAUGCGCUACAACCCCUCGCACCAGCUGUGACAACGAUCAGCAACCCGGCUGAAUCAUUUGUCCUCCUUGAAGAUGGAUCAGCGGAUAGUGCGCAUCUGCGAGAUAGCGUGGAUGACCCACAUCGUCUUUCUCGAAAAUUACAACAAACCCGGACGUUGUUUGAGCUACUGUCAACGCGCUCUGAGGUGGAUUUUCCACUUUGUGGCGAGUGUACGGAACUCGUCAUCGUGGGGAUGAAUAAAGAAAUGGCACAAUUGGCACAUGAACGCGAUUGCUAUAGUAGUUGUUUGCGCAAGACUCGAGAAUCAACGCCGAGUGAGGCAGAUUGUGCAAAAGCAACACAAACACUUGCAACACUGACAAAGGAGCAAGAAAUGGCGUUGGCUGAGUUGAAGGCUGCUGAGCGAGAACACGCUGAGGUCUUGGCGGAAUUGGCACAACUCCAGCGUGAGAGUGCACAACUCGAUGAGGAGGAAGCACAAUUUUGGCUUCAUCGCAAUCAAAAGCUGGCAGAACUCGCACAAGCGCAGAAUGAACAAGAAAGUGUGCACGUGCGGUAUGAGCAUGAUGCGAGACAGCUUGAAAAGUUACAGCGCACGAAUGUCUACAAUGAUGUAUUUUGCAUUGGUCAUGAUGGACAUUUUGGUACGAUCAAUGGGUUGCGGCUAGGCAGACUGCCGGGACAUCCUGUGGACUGGACAGAAAUCAACGCUGCGUGGGGCCUGACACUGCUCUUGCUCCAGACGAUGGCUAGUAAGUUGGAAUUCGAAUUUCGCGGAUACAGGCUGCACCCUAUGGGUUCCACCUCAACCAUUGAAAAGAUUGAGCCAGCAGGUGGCAAUCUCUUGGGUUCUGCAUCGAGUGGCAGUGGUGUGACGAAAUCUACUGUCCUGGAACUCUUUGGGAGCACUGAGGUGAAUCCGUUGCGAUACUUUCAUCGAGGCAGUUUUGAUCGCGCCAUGGUGGCGUUUCUUGAGUGUCUACGGCAGCUAUGCGAGUUUGUGGAAACACAAGACGCAUCGCUUGAAUCACCCUACAAGAUUGAAAAGGACAAGAUUCGGGAUGCGUGUAUUCGAACAGCCUUCAACCACGAUGAAGACUGGACCAAGGCACUCAAAUUGUGCUUGACCAAUUGCAAAUGGAUUCUCGCAGCAGUGGCCAAAUUAAAGCGUACAUAAAGUCAUUCCUAGCAAAUAGCGCAAGUCGCAACUACGAAAUUCCACAUUUAUAUGAUCCCUG
Molecule: messenger RNA, 1614 nt
Organism: Protomyces lactucae-debilis
Lineage: Eukaryota; Fungi; Ascomycota; Taphrinomycetes; Taphrinales; Protomycetaceae
Product: autophagy protein Apg6-domain-containing protein
Exons: 1
Coding region: 102-1553 (483 amino acids)
Biological process (GO): autophagy; cellular response to nitrogen starvation; late endosome to vacuole transport
Cellular component (GO): phosphatidylinositol 3-kinase complex, class III, type II; phagophore assembly site; phosphatidylinositol 3-kinase complex, class III, type I
Source: RefSeq, a predicted model, not a curated record